Stegastes partitus (bicolor damselfish) is the source of this 1320-nucleotide messenger RNA. RefSeq names its product potassium voltage-gated channel, subfamily F, member 1b (gene kcnf1b). Gene Ontology annotation, biological process: protein homooligomerization; potassium ion transmembrane transport; action potential. The coding region runs from base 1 to 1320 and encodes 439 amino acids. The record is from RefSeq and is a predicted model, not a curated record. Gene Ontology annotation, molecular function: voltage-gated potassium channel activity. Lineage: Eukaryota; Metazoa; Chordata; Actinopteri; Pomacentridae. The transcript has a single exon. Gene Ontology annotation, cellular component: membrane; voltage-gated potassium channel complex.
AUGUGGACAAUUCCGAAGCCAAAAUACAGAGGUGAUUUGUGCGCCGAGGGGGAGAUUGCUGUGAACAUUGGCGGAGUCAGAGUGGUGCUUUUCGGGGACGUUUUGAACCGCUACCCGGAGAGCAGACUGGCGGAACUGGUGAACUGCUCAACUCAGAAUUCCGAAGUUAUCUCGUCUCUUUGUGAUGACUUCGACCCCGGCAGAAAAGAAUUUUACUUUGACCGAGAUCCUGAUGCAUUCAAGUGCAUAAUCGAUGUUUACUACUUUGAUGAAAUCCACAUCAAACGCGGCAUCUGCCCCAUCUGUUUCAUCAAGGAGAUGGAGUUCUGGAAAAUAGACCAAAGUGUUUUAGAUGAGUGCUGUAAAAGUUACCUAAGUGAGAAGGAGGAAGAGCUGAAAGAGAUUGCCGGCAAAGUGAAAGUCAUUCUGGAGGAUCUGGAGGUGGAUCAGUGCAUUACGCGCACCCAGCGGUGCCAGAGGUUCCUGUGGAAGCUGAUGGAGAAGCCCGGUUCCUCCCUGCCGGCGCGCAUCAUCGCCAUCGCAUCCUUCCUCUCUAUUUUGGUCUCAGCGGUGGUGAUGUGUGUGGGAACCAUCCCGGAGCUCCAGGUGACAGACGCCGAAGGAAAACUGGUGGAGCAUCCGACUCUGGAGGCGAUAGAGACCGCCUGCAUGUUGUGGUUCACCACGGAGUUCUUACUGCGUCUCGCCUCAUCUCCGAACAAGCUGCACUUUGCGCUCUCCAUCAUGAACAUCAUAGACUUCAUGGCCAUCAUGCCUUUCUACGUGGUCCUGUCUCUUACCUACCUCGGCACCUCAUCCAUGAUGGAGCUGACAAACGUCCAACAGGCUGUCCAGGCGCUCCGCAUCAUGCGCAUCGCGCGUAUUUUCAAGCUGGCCCGCCACUCCUCCGGACUGCAGACUCUGACCUACGCGCUGAAGAGGAGCCUCAAAGAGCUAGGGCUGCUGCUCAUGUACAUGGGCGUCGGGAUCUUCGUGUUCUCAGCUCUAGGCUACACCAUGGAACAAAGCCACCCGGAGACACUUUUCAGGAGCAUCCCGCAGUCUUUCUGGUGGGCCAUCAUCACCAUGACCACAGUGGGCUAUGGAGACAUCUACCCCAAAACCACCCUCGGCAAGUGCAACGCAGCCGUGAGCUUUCUGUGCGGGGUCAUAGCCAUCGCCCUGCCCAUCCAUCCCAUCAUCAAUAACUUUGUUAUCUUCUACAAUAAGCAGAAAGUGCUGGAGACUGCAGCAAAGCACGAAGUGGAGCUGAUGGAGCUGAAGUCUGGCAGGGAGGCGCGCAGGAAAAGCAGCGAUUAA